UCGUCUUCUCUUCAAACAAAUCUUAAACUCCCCCGACUCCCCUCCACUUGUAUUUGGUCUUCCUUUUUCAGUCUCAAACCCCUUUUUAUUGCCUAGUCCAUUGCACAUUUCUUUGAACUUCUCUCUCUCUCUCUCUCUCUCUCUCUCUCUCUCUCUCUCAAGGUAUAUGGCUAAAGGAAGUGGACUCUCCUUUGAUUCAGAUCACAUCCAGUUCUUCCCACACAAGCCCACAGUCAUCAAUUCUUUUCCAGAAGACAAAAACAACCACCAUCACCACCAGUUCUACCACCACAGGUUAAAGCUUGAACCACUUAUGGAAGGCACAGUCAACAACAGGUCAUCAUCACCACCGCCCACUAUUCAGUUCCCGGUGAACCUUAACUGCACCCAUGAUCAAGAACGUCCAGGCCCGUCUGAUGAUAAACGGACGGUCAUCGAUGAGAUGGUAUUUUUUCCCAGUAAAAAAGAUGAUCAUCAUCACUUUAAGGCAGACACCACCAUUGAAGAUGAAAAAGAUUGGAAUACACAUGAUGGAUUGGAUUUCAAAGUGAAUACUGGUCUGCACCUUCUCACUGCAAAUACUAGCAGUGAUCAGUCAAUAGUGGACGAUGGAGUAUCACCAAACUCAUAUGAAAAAAGAGCAAAAAGUGAGCUUGGGGUUCUUCAAGCGGAGCUUAACCGAUUGAACACGGAGAACCACCGUCUGAGAGAGAUUCUCAAUCAGGUUAACAAGAAUUACAACACUCUUCAGAUUCAUCUGGCUACACUGAUGCAGCACCAUCAAGAUCCCAAACCCAAAAACACCGAUCAAGAACACGAUUGUAAAGUUGAAGGCAGUCCACACAAUGGUCAUGGAGGACUAAUGGUACCUAGACAAUUCAUGGAUCUUAAGCGUGCUUGUGUCGCUGAGACAGAUGAGCACUCGCUAUCUUCGUCUGAGGGACGAAGCCAUGAGCGUUCGCGAUCACCGGUGAAUAAAACCGAUAAGGAAUUUAGUAUUAGAGAGAAUGGAAGAGAUGGUAGCCCAGAGCAAGGCUCUCAAGAUUGGGGUCCAAACAAGGUCCCUAGAUUGAACCACCCUUUGAAAAAUGUUGAUCAAGAAGCUACUGAGGCCACGAUGAGGAAAGCCCGAGUCUCGGUUAAGGCCCGAUCAGAGGCUCCCAUGAUCUCAGAUGGAUGCCAAUGGCGAAAAUAUGGACAGAAGAUGGCGAAAGGAAACCCGUGUCCUCGAGCUUAUUAUCGGUGCACCAUGGCCACCGGUUGCCCAGUUCGUAAACAAGUUCAAAGAUGUGCCGAUGAUCGAACCAUCCUGAUAACAACAUACGAAGGCAACCACAACCAUCCACUGCCUCCAGCCGCGGUGGCAAUGGCGUCAACAACAUCAUCCGCCGCAAGAAUGUUACUUUCAGGAUCAAUGCCAAGUGGGGAUGGCCUAAUGAACCCCAAUUUCCUAGCCAGGACACUCCUACCUUGCUCAUCAAACAUGGCUACAAUUUCUGCCUCGGCUCCAUUUCCUACAGUCACAUUAGACCUAACCCAAAGUCCCAACCCAUUACAAUUCCAAAGGCCACAAAAUCAAUUCCAAGUACCUCAAAUUCUUGCUGGCACACCAGCCUCACUUCUGCCUCAGAUUUUUGGGGAGGCACUAUAUAAUCAAUCCAAAUUUUCCGGCCUACAGAUGUCUCGGGACAUGGAAGCCGCUCGGUUAGCCCACCAAGCUCCACCACCACCAAUACACCAAGCACAGCAGAAUUCAUUGGCUGACACUGUCACCGCCCUCACCGCCGAUCCGAAUUUUACUGCAGCUCUAGCAGCAGCCAUAACUUCACUCAUUGGCAAUUCUCAACCAAACAAUUGCGCUAAAAGUAAUACCAAUGUCACAACCACCACCAGCCACAACAAUGGCAGCAUAACUACUAGCAACAACAAUAGCCAUGGCAACAAUAUAGUCCGAAAUCCGAUUUUUCCAGGUAAUUGA
Ilex paraguariensis (yerba mate) is the source of this 1978-nucleotide messenger RNA. The record is from the annotation of a GenBank genome assembly. NCBI's taxonomy places the organism in Eukaryota, Viridiplantae, Streptophyta, Magnoliopsida, Aquifoliales, Aquifoliaceae.